Molecule: messenger RNA, 2050 nt
Organism: Eubalaena glacialis (North Atlantic right whale)
Lineage: Eukaryota; Metazoa; Chordata; Mammalia; Artiodactyla; Balaenidae
Product: tripartite motif-containing protein 75-like
Exons: 7
Coding region: 1-1437 (478 amino acids)
Source: RefSeq, a predicted model, not a curated record
AUGGCUGUGGCCGCGGCCCUGGAUGGAGUCCAGGCGGAAGCCAGAUGCCCGGUCUGUCUGGAGGGCCUGAGAGACCCCGUCACCACUGAGUGUGGGCGCAACUCCUGCCGCUCCUGCAUCCAGCGGUCCCGGGCUCACCGGGAGGACAGGUUCCCUUGCCCCGUGUGCCGCCACCCGUGCCAAGAGCGGCAGGCGAGAAGCAACACCCAGCUGGGCAGGAUGAUCCAGGCGGCCAGGCUGCUCCAGAGCAGCCAGAGCAACCGGAGGAGCAGCGAGGAGCCGCGCCUGUGCGAGCUGCACCGCCAGCUCCUGAGCCUCUUCUGCGAGGAACACGCGGAGGGCCACUUGGUGAGGCCGGUGGGCGAGGCCGCGGCUGACCACCGGCAGAGGCUCGGCGCUCACGUGGAGCCUUUGGAGAGGCGGGUGGCAGAUGUCCACAGCCUGGUGGCCGCGCAGGACAGAAAGCUGCUGCAGCUGCGGGAGCUGGUGCAGCACCAGCGGCUGGAGCUGGCCUCGGAGUUCCGGCAGCUGAGCCGGGCUGUGGACGGCGAGCAGGAGGCCGUCCUCGCGAGGCUGGUCCAGGAGGAGCAGGACAUCCAGGAGCAGCUGGGCGCCAACAUCACCGCCUUCUCGGACCACAUCUGCGAGCUGCGGGGCCUCCUGCACGAGGUGACGGAGAGAAGCGUGCUGCCUGGAGCCAGGCUGCUGAGCGGCAUCGGGGGCGUCCUGGGCAGGGGCGAGCGUCUGAGGUGCCCCGACAUCUGCUCCUUGCAGCUGAGGCGAGAAGGCUGCAGCCUCGCCUCGCCGCACUCGGCUCUGCAGAAAAUCAUUCAGACGUUCCGGGAGGACGUGACACCCUGGACCCCGAGACGGCGCAUCCCAACCUGCUCGUGUCCGAGGACAGAAAGUCGCUGCAGGCAGUACUGGGAGGGGCGGGUGGGCGGGGCCGCGUGGGCCGUGGGCGUCUGCGCAGACUCCGCCCCCAGGAGCGUGGGCCGUGGGCGUCUGCGCAGACUCCGCCUUCAAGAGCGUGGGCCGUGGGCGUCUGCGCAGACUCCGCCCCCAGGAGCGUGGGCCGUGAGCGUCUGCGCAGACUCCGCCUCCAGGAGCGUGGGCCGUGGGCGCCUGCGCAGACUCCGCCCCCAGGACCGGCGCGGGGUCCCGGGAGAGACACAGGUGCCUCCGGACUGCGGGGCUGCGCCGAGGGGAUUGCGAGGCCCGCGGGCCGGGGGCGCCGUUCCGCUGGAGCUGAAGGAGGAGGCUGCCGGGAGCGGAGAAUGGCGUGAGAGAGGAUGGUCAUGUCCCAGGUCUCAGAGUAUUACCACUCCAUGUGAAGAGGUAAUUGAGGACAAAGGAAUGGCUGAAACGGAGCAGGGGAGAGUAGAGAAACUCCGCCGUGCAAGUCUUUCCAGAUAUCUUCAGAUCAACCCUUCUUGAUUGGCAGAUCCAUGAAACAUGCAGAGCAGAGACAUUUGUUCUAAGGUUGAGUGGAUUCUUAAAACUUCUUUGGAAAGGCACCAUCUAAGUUAAUUCUGUAAUGAUCAAGUUACAAAUAUUUUAUUAAUUUGAAGAUAGACAAUAUGGCAUUGAUGUAAGCACCUAUGACUCUCAAGGGAGAGCAAUACGAUCCUGGGAUGACUAAUUCUGGGUGCUCGUGUAAUGCUAGAACCUGUUGGUGUGAUUAAAAAGUCCAUGGGGGGCCUUCCCUGGUGGCACAGUGGUUAAGAAUCCACCUGCCAAUGCUGAGGACAUGGGUUUGAGCCCUGGUCUGGGAAGAUCCCACAUGCCAUGGAGCAACUAAGCCCAUGCGUCACAACUACUGAAGCCUAUAUGCCUAGAGCCUGUGCUCUGCAACAAGAGAAGCCACCGCAAUGAGAAGCCUGCGCAUCGCAACGAACAGUAGCCCCCGCUCGCCGCAACUAGAGAAAGCCUGCAUGCAGCAACAAAGACCCAACACAGCCAAAAAAAAAAAAGAAAGUUCACAUGUGACCAUGCUUUUGAUCACGGUGGUGGUAGGUGAAGCUUCCUUGCCCAGUCAAGAUUUCUUUUG